Messenger RNA from Frankliniella occidentalis (western flower thrips), 1178 nucleotides. RefSeq names its product mitochondrial inner membrane protease ATP23 homolog. The record is from RefSeq and is a predicted model, not a curated record. Gene Ontology annotation, molecular function: metalloendopeptidase activity. Gene Ontology annotation, cellular component: extrinsic component of mitochondrial inner membrane. Gene Ontology annotation, biological process: mitochondrial proton-transporting ATP synthase complex assembly; mitochondrial protein processing. The transcript is spliced from 3 exons. NCBI's taxonomy places the organism in Eukaryota, Metazoa, Arthropoda, Insecta, Thysanoptera, Thripidae. Bases 121 to 1044 code for a protein of 307 amino acids.
ACUGCGUUUAGUUGGCAUCGUCUGCUUUCCAACCAGCUUGCGUUCAGAUUUCAGAUUCAGCAGCGGCUCGAGCCGUGUUUUGUGUUCUUUGUGUUCUAAUGUGCAAUUUUUUAGAAAGUCAUGGAGAUUUUUCCAAUUUUCAAAAAACUAGUACCAUUUGUUUUUGCGGCUGAACCCGAAAAUAAGAGCCAUGAAGGUGUCUCUUCACAGGAUCAGAGAUCAACGGAAAAAAGUUUCAUGCAGCAGGAUGAGGUUACCGAUCAGCCGCAAGCUGUAAAGGGGAAAAAACCAAAUAUUUCUGAAAAGCCAGAAGUUUAUUCAGAUAUCAUUGUUGAAAAUAGUCCCUCAUCUCAAUAUUAUUUGGAGAGAGGGAAUGUCCGCUACAAACCAUCUUGGUCUAGGAUGCUUAUGAUGGUUGAUGGUAGAGAAAACAUUACCAGGUUUUCUUGUGAGAAAACUCUUUACAGUCUUAUUAAGAGUGAGCCUUUAAUAAAACUGUUGGUUGGAGCAUUAAAUUCUUCUGGCUGCCCUGUUGACAUCCGUAGAAAUUUUUCUUGUGAAGUCUGUUGCGAUGGAGUUUUAGGGGGGUAUGACGCUGAGACGCAGCAAGUUGUAAUCUGUCAGAAUAAUGUUGCCAGUAGUGGUAAAAUGGCUACAAUUUUGACUCACGAAUUGAUUCACAUGUUUGAUCACUGCGUAAAUAAUACUGAUUUUAAAAAACCAGAACAUUUAGCAUGCACAGAGAUUCGUGCCAUAAAUCUUACAAGUUGUAGUCUCAUUGACUCAUUUAUCUCUGGCUUUGUGAGCUUUACGGAUUUGAUUAAAAAGGACUAUGGUAAAAUGCAUGCUCUGUGUGUAAAGGAAAGAGCAAUGCAGUCUGUAAUAGCUGCUUCAUUACUGUCUGAAGAUGAAGCAAUAAGGGUUAUAGAAAAAGUAUUUCCAUUUUGCUAUGAAGAUUUAGAACCAAUUGGUAGAAGGUUAAGACACAAGACCACAGAUGGUGACAGAGCGUACUAUGACGGUCAACAUUAUGGGUAUGUGUAAAUGCUUAUUGUGAUGGCAGAUAUGGUUUUGAACCAACAUUGUAUUUUCAAAUUAGUCUUAAUUUGUACAAUCAAUGUACAGUUAAUUGUAUCCAAUUUAGAAUGAAUGAAAAAAGGAAUCAAUGACUUGUAAAA